Molecule: messenger RNA, 9875 nt
Organism: Acanthoscelides obtectus
Lineage: Eukaryota; Metazoa; Arthropoda; Insecta; Coleoptera; Chrysomelidae
Source: the annotation of a GenBank genome assembly
CUGAAGAACAAUUGAAAAAUAUCUAUGAGCAGCAAUUGAAGAGAUUUUUAGAUACUCCGCUGAGUUUCAGAGGCAUAUCUGAUGAUGACACAGUGUUUAAAGAAAUAACAGAAAGGAAUGGCGAAGCUUUGAAAAAUGUGUCAAAGCACACUAAUGAGCUUUUUGAUCAAUUGAGGAAGGUGAUAGAACACUGGAAAUCUUGGAUUCAGUUAGAGUCACUUGACAUUACGAAAUUGACGAGCUGGCAACAUUGGGAUAUUCAUUUCAGAGCUUCGAAAACUUUCGGACAAGAAACUGCUAAGUUGUCCAGUACCGAAGAACGAGUGGGUUGCUUCGUCAUCAGUCUAUCUCGACUGAGAUCGGAUUUAGAGUCGCAUAAUCGCAGCUACUGGGAUCAACUGAUCUACUCUUUGAAAGAUUCCAUAGCUCAGGACGUAGUAAAGCUUCAGGAUUACAUCAAUCAUUCCACGUCAGCUCUAACAAGACAACCUUUGACCAUCGAGGAAAUCGGGGAAUCUGGGGCUGUCCAUAAGAAUAUUCUAGAAGAAGCACCAAUGAUGGCAAAUACUUUUGAAGAACUAAUGAGGAAAUCGAAAACGUUAGCAAGUUGGACAAAGGAACAAGUGGAAUCGGUAAAUAGGAUCAAAGGUGCUUGGGAUAGACUGCAAAGUUUGUUGGAGAAUCAUCAGCAUAUUAUUGAAAAACAGAUGGAAACGAUACGGACGACGUUAAACAUAAGAAGAGAAAAUAUGGAAAAAGAACUCGAACAUUUCGUAGCAAAAUGGGAGCAGGUUAAGCCUAGACCACACUCGGGAGCUUAUAGCGAUGAUAGCAUUAAAGAUUUACUCGUACAAUUAGAGGGUAUCAGAAAUAAAAAGAUAGAAUGGAAGGCUAUUCUGUUAAAGAAGGAAGAACUCAUGAACGAUUUUGAUAAAUUUGGUAUCCAAAAGCCGGAAUUUCUGAUGAUAGAAGAAGUUGAAAAUGAUAUAAACCAAUACGAAAAGUCAUGGAACAUUUUCGAAGAGUUUCAUAAAGAGUUAACUGAGUUAUCGGAGCAACACUGGAUAGUCUUCAGAAAAAAAAUAUUUUUAUUUGAAGAUUUUGUAAAGAAAUGGAACAAACGAUUGAGUGACUGUGAGCAAUCAGCUUUAGUAACGCGAUUGUUGCAAGAAGUUGAUAAGUAUGAGACGGUGGCGCCUUUUUUAAAAUACGUGAGAGGAGACGAUUUUUCAGAAAAACACUGGAUGGAUACGUUCAGCCUCCUCGACAUCGAGUACAAACCGGUUGACCAACUACUGUUGAACGAUUUUCUGGAAGUAUCCCACAAACUUGCCGAAAAAAGCAAGGAACUACAGGUUAUUUCGAAAAAAGCAGCCAGUGAAAUAAUUGUGAGACAGGCUUUAUCUGAACUUGAUCAGUGGGACGUUCAGUGUAGGUUUACCUUGACGCCUCACGUUGAUUCUACAGGCAAACAGAUUUCCUUGGUGAAAGACUAUAAAACUAUCUUAAAUAAGAUUGGCGACCAUCAAAGUCUUUGCAAUCAAUCAAAUUUUCUGCGGAUUACGAAUCUUUCGCCGAUAAAGCAAAUAUGUGGGAGACCAAGCUUGGAGACUUAGACCAUCAUGUCACAUCAUUGAUGAAUGUACAGAGAAAAUGGCUUUAUUUGGAGCCAAUAUUUGCAAGCGGAACGUUAGCACAAGAAAAGACGCGAUUCGACAGAAUCGAUAGGGACUUUAAGCAUGUGUUGCUCUACAUUGAAAAGGACAUACGAGUUGGUGCGUUGUGUCGGUAUCCAAAUUUAAAAUCUCUGUUGGAUACCGCAAUUGACCAACUCUCAAAGUGUCAGAACAGUUUGAAUAACUUUUUAAAGGAGAAACGCGAACAAUUUCCUCGUUUCCUAUUCUUAAGCGAUGAUGAUCUGUUAGAAGUUAUAGGCCAGUCAUCGAAGGAACAUGUUAUUCAAGCGCAUCUGAAGAAAAUAUUUGCUGGCAUUAACAGCGUAAAGUUGGAUGAAAAUGGACAGAAUAUCGUAGCAAUGUGCUCUGCUGAAGGAGAAAUCGUCAAUUUGUCGAAUUUUGUCAGCAUUCAUCACCCAAUCGAGCAAUGGUUGAAUAUAUUGGUGAAAGAAAUGCAACGGACUUUGAAAGACCUGCUGGUGAACUGCCAGAAAGAGAAGCAGGCUCCAGAUCCUCUGUCGUAUCCAUCUCAGAUACUUUGUUUAUCUGAUAGCAUUACAUUCACUGCGAAAUGUGAACAGGCUAUAACUAGUAUGGCUUUACCACCUCUGUUGGCUAAAUACAAAACACAACUGCUUCACUAUAGUUCAUUAGAAUUAAACAGUGGACAAGGUAGCACCGAAACUGAUAAUGUUUUGAAUAUAAAGCUGAAAGCGUUGCUUCUUGAUACCAUCCACCACAUAACUGUGCUUGAAGAACUGCUUAGCAAUAAUGUUACAAAACUAUCGGACUGGGUAUGGCAAAAACAGCUAAGAUAUUAUGUGAAUUCAGCAGGAGACGUAACAAUAAAAAUGGCAAAUGCAAGAAUGGACUAUUCGUAUGAAUACUUGGGUAAUGCUCCAAAAUUGGUGCAAACUACCCUAACUGACCGAUGCUUCCUCACCCUAACACAAGCUAUUCAUUUGGGGAUGGGUGGCAAUCCUUAUGGACCAGCGGGUACCGGCAAAACUGAAUCCGUCAAGGCACUUGGUGGUCUUCUAGGAAGACAAGUUUUGGUUUUUAAUUGCGAUGAAAGCAAUCAAAACGGUUCUAAGCGGUUGCGGAAGAGCUUUGAAAAAUUUCAAAGUGAAGAACGAUACGAUAAACAUUAACUAUGAGACUGAGGUGGGAAUAGUGAUUCAAGUUUUGAAAACAGAUACUUUUUCGAAGCUAUCGUUCAAUGAUUCGAUGAAGUUUGACAUGAUCAUCAAAGAUGUUUUCAAGGAAAAUAGUAUCGAAGUAAAUAGAGAAGAAAUGCUCAUUAAAUGUUUGGAGGAAAGUUUUCAUGAACUUGGUAUUGUUAUUAAUAACAGACAGAUCAAUAAAUGCUUAGAAUUUUAUGAACAAUUGCAACAGAGAAUGGGCGUUGCGAUUGUGGGUCCUCCAAGUUCAGGAAAAAGUACAAUUCGAGACUUACUGCAAAAGGCACUGCUCAAACUGGGAAGGCAAAUGAAAUGCUAUUCUUUCAACCCUAAAAGUAUGCAAAGAUCUAAUUUACUGGGUAAAACUGAUCCAGAUUCGAACCAAUGGAGUGCAGGUGUACUGACGAGUUACAGUUUACAAGCAGCAUCAGAAAAUCCAGAUAUAUGGACCUGGAUCAACUGCGAUGGAGAUAUUGACCCAGAUUGGGUUGAGUCACUAAAUUCAGUCUUAGAUGAUAACAGGCUGUUAUCACUGCCUUCCGGAUGGCGGAUACAAUUUGGAUCGAACGUUAAUUUUGUAUUUGAAACUGACAACCUAGAUAAUGCAUCACCUGCUACCAUAUCAAGGAUAGGUAUCGUGUUUUUGAGUGAAGAGGACCUAAGUGUAAGUCACUAUAUAGAGAAGUUUGUCAAUAAACUGCCUGAAGAACAAAAAGUGAGUCUUGCCCCACUUAUCGGUGAUCACUUCAGUAAUGCAAUUAAGUGGAUGUUAAACGAUGCUGAAAUAGCUGUGAAUUGCUCCAAGGUAGCAAUAGCCGAAACAGGACUUUCUCAGCUGAUGAGUGUUAAAACUAGGUCUCAUUUUUGUGUAGCUUUGAUAAACAGCUUAGGUCAGCAGUUGCAGGAGGAUUUCAGAGAAAUAUUUGCCCAGCAGGUUUUUGAUUGGUUAGGAGAGACUCCACCCCCAUUACUGCUGAAGUGUCAUUACAAUAGCGAUAGAGACAUCAUCGAUUCAUACUAUACUAAUCCCAAUAUAACUAUUGAUGACAUAUCCAAUGGGUUGCCUUUGAUCUACACAGGACAAGUGAGUCAGUAUCUAGAUACAAUGAGAGUUUGGAUAUCCAACAACAGACAUUUUUUGAUUGUCGGGCAGCAUGGAUCUGCUAAAACCUUGAUGCUUCAAACCUUGGUUAAUGAGAGGACUGACAGCAGUAUGGUGAUUUUACACUGUACUGCACAUUUAAGUCCAAACUGCGUUAUAACAAAACUCUUUGAGAAUUGUAUUCAAGUUAAUACUCAUAAAGGAAAGGUUCUGAAACCAAAAAAGGGUAACUUGAUACUACAUCUGAAAAAUCUGCAUCUUUUGAAACCAGAUAAGUGGGAUAGUAACAUUCUUAUUGAAUUUUUGAAUCAGCUGAUCGUUUACAAGGGAUUUUAUGACACAAACGUCGAAUUUAUAUCAGUAGAAAACCUUUUAAUAGUGGGAUCUCUUACAAUCACCAACAAUCUAUCUAAAAGAUUCACUUCAAAUUUACGGAUCUUUAACGUAAAUAUACCGGAACCUGAAGACUUUGCGAUAAUAAUAUCUUCGUAUUUAGCUGCUAUACUUAAAUCUGCUUUUCCGAAGAAAAGUUUUCCCAAAGCUAAAACUGUUAAAUUAGCUACAACUAUGAUCAGUAUAUGCGAAAAGGUGAAAGAUCGCUUGCAAACAAAUAAAAAGCACUAUAUGUUCAGUCCGCAUGAUUUAACAGAAUGGUGUAAGUCAAUAACAAGGUAUAAUAACAGUGGAAAUGAUGACUUAGAAGCAUUUAUACUAGAGUGCAUAGCAUACGAAGCCCUAGGCAUGUUUGGUCACAAGCUGGUAGAUAAACAAGAACACGAUGCCUUAUGUUUGAUUAUCAAUGAAACUUUGCAAAAUCAGUGGCGUGGAUCGGACUAUUUAAAAAAAUUAGCGAUGUUUCCUAUGUUCCCACUGAUCAGUCUUCGAAUUUGUGUGCUUUGAACAAGAAAGACUGGUCUGAAAUGGUGCAGAAUGGGAUAAGUGUGUACGAGCGAGACGGUUCAGUUCUUUCACUGGUCGUAACCGAAGACUUGCUAGACAUAACAGCUGAGGUUACGAAAACCUUAAGCAACCCAGGAGGACACAUAUUGCUAAUAGGCAAACCAGGGAUAGGUAGAAGAAGCGCCGUAAAAGUAGCUUCGGCUUUGAGAAAUGCAAAACUGAUAGAACCGGCUUUGGAUACGCAGCCUCAGUUUAACAACGAUUUGAAACUUGCUUUGCAACAGUCUGCUUUGGAGGGAGAAGAAGUGUACCUCGUAAUAGGAGAUCACAUAUUCAGCAACGAUACCAAUUAUGAUAAAAUAAAUUUGUUAAUAUCUUCUUCUGAGAUCCCAGAUUUAUAUUCAACCACCGAACUUGACUCGUUAGUCAAAGGACUGAAAGACGAUAUGGAGAGGGAAAACUUUGAUGGAAGUUUGAUACAGUACUUCACUGAGCGAGUUAGACGGAAACUGCAUAUCGUCAUUUGCCUAGAUGGGGAUAAUGAGAAUCUUUGGAAUAUUUUACAAGACUGCCUGUACUUUACUCAAAAUUGUAGGAUAAUGUGGAAGACUCAAUGGAGCAAAGACGCCAUUGAAAAUGUGCCAAGAAAGAUUAUGGAACAGAAUGAUUGUUAUGACCUAAAAAUGACUUGCAUCGAGAAAUUCCCAAAAAUAUACCUAAAUACAAGUUUGGACGUUUCGACACCGUCAAGAUACGUCACGAUGAUCAAACACUAUGAAGUUAUAUUAGAAGAUAAACUUUCAGACAUCAAAACUAAGGAAAAUAAGUUACAGGCGGGUGUUGCUAAGCUGAACGAAGCUAACGAAUUAGUGAAAAAGUUAAAGCAGGAAGCAGUAGAGCAACAAGUGAAAUUGGAAGAAAAACAGUCGAAGGCAAAUACAGCUUUGGAUAUGAUUAGCAAUACUAUGAAGAAUGCAAAUACUCAUAAGGAGGAAAUGGAAGUUUUGAAAAAUAAGACGGAACAGGAGAAUCAAAAACUGAUGAGACGGAAGAAAGAAAUUGAGAUAGAACUAUCAGAAGUUGAGCCAUUGAUUCAGCAAGCAAGAUCUGCAGUGGGCAACAUCAAAUCUGAGGCACUAUCUGAAAUAAGAUCGCUAAGAGCCCCACCGGAAAUCAUCAGAGACAUUUUGGAAGGCGUUCUUAGACUGAUGGGUAUCCAAGAUACUUCUUGGAAUAGCAUGAAGACUUUCUUGGCUAAGAGGGGAGUCAAGGAAGAAAUCAGAUCAUUCGAUGCAACCAGAAUUUCCACAGAAAAUAGGCUAGCGGUGGAAAAGCUGAUAGCAAAUAAGAGCGACUCCUUUGACGAAAAGGCAGCAAAAAGAGCUUCAGUUGCUGCAGCACCAUUGGCUUCUUGGGUCACUGCCAAUGUCAAAUACUCGUACGUGUUGGACAAAAUACGACCUUUGGAGAGAGAACAACAUAAGCUCAAGCAGAAUCUGUCUGAAGCUGAGGCUCAUCUUGGCGAACUGAGCGCUGGAUUGCUGGAUGUAGAUGCAACAGUAGCGAAGCUGAAACAGCAGCUGUCUGAUUAUACAAAAGAAGCAGCUGAAAUUGAAAUUGGCCUGAAGAAAGCUCAAGCUACGUUAGCUUCUGCUGAGGGUCUGGUUUCAAAACUGUCCGAUGAAUUCCAAAGAUGGCAAGAUCAGUUACAAGAACUGUCUGGUCAGAUGCAUCAUCUACCGAAUGACUGUCUAAUUGCUGCAUCAUUCUUGGUUUAUUUGUCUAGUAGUUCCGAAGACAGAAGGACGGAGCUUCUGAACGUAUGGCGUAACGAAUUGGGAACGAAAGAAAUAAAUAUAGAGUCGUAUUUUUCAACGGAAAGAGAACGAGCUGUAUGGCAAAGUGAAGGGCUGUCAUCUGACCGUUUGUCUCUGCAAAACGCAAUCAUGAUAUUGAAGGCUAGUGUAGUCCCACUUUUGAUUGAUCCAACAUCAGUAGCUGUAAACUGGAUAAAGCGAUAUUUCGAAAAAAGGAACAUAGAGGUGACAACACAGAACUUCCCGAAGUUUAACAAUAUGUUAGAAUUAGCAAUUAGGUUUGGAAAAGUGUUUAUUGUAGAAGAAAUCGAUGACGUCAGUCCUAUUUUGUUGCAAGUUUUGAACAAGGAGCUGUUACAUCAAGGUGAAAGAAGAUUGAUAAAACUGAAUGGAAAAUUCAUGGAUUACCAUCCCGAUUUCAAGCUGAUUCUUUGCACCAGAAACGAGAGAAUGAGUCUACCUUCGUACAUUGCCCCGUUGGUCAAUAUGAUGAAUUUCACAGUAACACGGGUUGGCCUUACAGAGCAACUGUUAUCAGCUGCUGUUUUGCAAGAGAAUCCCGAUUUGGAAAAUAGGAAGAAGCAAUUGCUCAGAGAAAAAGAGGAACUGCAAGAGAAGCAGUAUCAUUUACAGAAUCAGUUACUCGAGAACUUGGCCGGUUGUAAAGGUGAUAUCCUUGAAGACAAGACGCUGCUUGAUUCCUUGAACGAAACCAAAUCCAGUUCUGAAGCCAUCGUCGUGGCCUUGAAAGAAUCAUCCGAAAUUCAGGAUAAAUUGAAACUCGAAUACGACAUAUACAAAGACAUUUGUGAUUUUGGCAGUUCCUUAUACUUUGCCUGUAACGACUAUGCAAGGACAAAUAUUUUAUAUCUGUUAUCCGUACCUACUUUUACGAAGUUGUUUCUGAAGGCUCUACAAACAUUCCAGGAUCUACACAAGACCACAGCUCUCCAAGAAAAACAUUUACUAUCAACCGUAUACUCCUACAUCUCCAGGGGUAUAUUCAAGUAUGACCGGUUGAAAAUGUUGCUCUAUAUUGCUCACAAAUUGUAUCCAAAGGAAAUACCUCUGAGUGAAUGGAACUUAUUUUUGGGCAAUGUGAACACCACAAAGAAUGAUAACCUACCCACUUGGCUACCAAAACAAAGCGAAAUUGCAGUGGCAAACUUACAGGUUGCUCUUCCUGACCUAUAUAAAAAAAUGAACUUAGAGGAAAGCAACACUUGGAACAAUUUCAUGUAUGAAAAUGAACUUGAAUUCCCUAAGCACUGUUCACUUUCAGAAUUCCAAAAGGUUCUUGUUGUCCAAGCCCUUAGAUCUGACGCUUUGUAUUCUACGAUGACUAAAUGUGCUCUAAACAUCACUGGUUUGAAAUCUCUAGACCCGGCAGUUUUGGAUCUUCACACGAUAUUCAAGGAAUCAACUUGUAAUGAACCUAUUUUGUUACUGGCAAUGUCGGGCACAAAUCCGACUAGCGAUAUCACCGAAUUAGCCCGGAAACUUCAAAAUGGAAACUUUGCCCAGAUUGCAAUGGGUGAAGGGCUAGAGGCUAAGGCCAUACUAGCUCUGAAACAACGUUCCGAAUCAGGAACUUGGUUGAUAUUGAAAAAUCUACAUCUGGUAACGUAUUGGCUACCGGUGUUAACGCAAAAUUUAAAAAAUCUCAAAGCCAAAGAGUCAUUUAGACUGUGGUUAAUAUCAGAGCCGACGCCCAAUUUUUACUUCGUACUCGCCCAAAAUAGUUUAAAAGUGGUAUAUGAAACAUCGCAAGGAGUGAAAAAUAACAUUUUGAGAACUUAUUCAAACUACGGAAGCAAGUAUGUCGAUAAAUUGAACAAUACUUCUGCGAAAAUAUUUUUCGUAGUCUCCUGCGUCCAUGCCUUACUGCAGGAACGAAGGAAAUAUAUUCCACAAGGAUGGUCUAAGCCAUACGAUUUCAGCGACACAGAUCUUUCCACAAGCAUCAAAUUGAUAGAAGAAUUAUGGAAUAACCAAUCGAUGCAGAUUCAGUGGAAUUUUAUUUCUGGCCUAUUUUCAUACGCUGUAUAUGGUGGAAAAAUAGAAAAUAUAGACGAUAUGGAUAUUCUAGAAGCUUACACUAGGCAGUAUUUUAGUGACGAAAUAUUGAGCCAUCGAUGGAAGCUGUUUGACUAUGAUAUCACUCUACCAAAUAUGGCAAAAUUCGAAGAAUACGUAAAAUGCAUUAAACAGAUACCGAUUAAGGAUGACCCAUCCAUUUUUGGUCUACCACAAAACAUCGAUAGAGCUUGGGAGAAACAAAUGUCAUCAUCAGCUGUUUCGGAGCUAAAAAAUUUGAGUCUCUGUAACACGACAUCCAACAAGCUGGAUCAAAAUCUCCUGCAAAAAGGCUUGACACCUUUUAUGAAUUUAUGGAAGAAGUUGAACCAAGGCCUCGAUUUCAUACGGACGACUCCAGACUCAAACAUAACAGCUAGUGAUCCUCCGUUGAAAAUAUUUUUGAUAGAAGAAUUCAACAAUGCCUUGAAUUUGAUACAUAUGAUACAUAAAAAUCUAAGUAAUUUAAAAAAGAUUUGUAAGGGAGGUGUUACACCGGAGGAGAAAGAUUCGAUUGUUGGGAAAUCUCUGCUGAAAUACGAGACUCCAAAACGCUGGCUGAGCCUGUGGAACGGUCCCAAAGAACCGACUCGCUUCAUGCGUUCCGUACUAACCAAAACCGAAGAAAUAUCCAAAUGGAAAAACGAGCCCAUCGAAACCCUCCUUCAAAAACCCUUAGCUCUUUCAUCCCUAUUCCGACCUGAAGCUUUCCUAGCAGCUCACAAGCAGACUUUUGCUCGCUCCAGAGGCGUCACUCUUGACGAGUUGUUCUUGGAGGCAAAUUGGAGACAAGUUGAACAGGAAUGUCUGAUAUUGAGGGAUAUGGUUGUGGAGGGAGGGAUAUUGGAAAAUGGGAUGCUGAAGAAAUGCAGGCCCGAUUCUGAGAGCACUACCAGUGUAUCGAGGUGUUAUAUCAGCUGGACAACGAAGCUAUCUAUCGAGGAGACAGAUAAGAUAGAAGUGCCCUUAUACACGACGUCAGACAAACAGCAAAAAUUGGCGUUUUUCCAAGUGCCUAUCGACAGGAAAGACAAGGAUAAAUGGAUACAAGCUGGACUUGCAUUUUAUUUAGAGCUGUAAAGUGAUCUAGCAUCUCGUAAUAGUGUUAAUAAAAUAAUAGACA